AUGUCCUCCAACAAUCCACGUGGAUUCAAUCAACAACAAAACAUUAAUAGGAGAGAAUUAUCAUUCAAUGUUGUUGGAGUUGGAAAACAAAACUCAAAUACAUCAACUAAUACAACUUCAAAUGGUGGUUCAUCUUCUCCUACCACUAAUUCUACAACAAAUAAUGUUGUUACUUCUACAACCAAUAGUAAGCCUUCAAAUACAUCACCUAAAUCAUCAAAAUCAUCUUCAUCAUCAGCCAAUAGUACAAGUAGUCAGAGACAAGCUAACAAUGCACCAAUUAAAAGUAGUACACCACUCACAAAACAAUCCUCUGGAACACAACUCACUACUCGAAGUGGAGUUGAAAGUUCUUCCUCUUCUGCUGCUAUCAGUAAGAGAUUGACUAGUGCUGCCACAACAGUUAGUAGUACAACAAGUAACUCAAUCAAAUCAACAAGUUCAUCCAUUGCACUCUCAUCUGCUUCAUCUUCAUCAAAUCUUCUUCAAACAGUUCUAAGUAAGGAAGAAGAGGCUGAACUAAUUAAAGAAUUGUGUGGCGAAGAAAUGUACCUAUUAUUAAUAUCAAGUAAACAUCAAGAAAGAGAAGAAUUUCUAACACGUUUAAAUGUAUGGAUUAAUCAAUCAUCUAAUUUACCACAUGGAUUUAUGAUUUUUCCAAGUGUAAAUUUACCAAUUGAAAAGACAAGAGUAUUAAAAGUACUUGCUAUUAUUCUAAGAAUGACACUAGUUGAUAAAAUUAUUAAAAUAGUGCAAUUAGCAUAUUCAACAUGUAUUUUAUUAGUUGAAUCAGCACCAGUACAACAAGCAAAGAAUAUAACACAUUUAAAAGAAGGUCUUUCACAAAUAUUACCAUUAUUGAUGACUAAAGUAAUUGAUUCAAAUGAAAGAAACUCUAAGAGUGCUAUACAAGCAGUAACAAAAAUGUCAACAGUUAAAGUAAUUUCUAAAUUAGUAUUUAAUUAUGCAUUACUAUCAAUUAAUUCAGGUAAACCAUUAUCACCUAAAGCUAUUCAAGGUAGAAUUUCACUUGUAGAAUCACUUGUUUUAAAACAUGGAUUGAAUAAUAGUAGUUUAGAAGUUUCAAUUCAAUUUUUAGAUUUUUUAAAUGAAUGUUUAACACAUAAAACAGUUCAAGUUAAAGAUUCAUGUAUUGAGUUAUUAGCAAUAAUGCAUAAAUCAAUGGGAAAGGAAUUAUUUGAUUUAAAUGUAAUGGAUAAAUUACCUUCAAAAACAUCAACACUUGUACAAAAAUUAGAAAUUAAAAUUAGAGCUAAAAAACAAGAAGAAAUUGAAGAAGAAAAAAAGAAGGAAGAAUUAAAAAAUCAAAAAACACAAAAUGAAACUAAUAUAGUAUUUAAACAAGGUGAUAUAUCGAGAGAAUUAAUAAUGAAAAAAUCACUUAAAAAAAUUCAAUCAGGUGAAUCAAUUCGAUCAUUUUUAAAAUCACUAACACAUUUACAUUUUGAUUCAUGUAAUAUUUCUAAAAUUAUUAAUUUAGAACAUUGUCCAAAUUUAAGAGUUUUAUAUUUAUAUGAUAAUAGAAUUACUAAAAUAGAAGGAUUAAAUAAUAACAAACAAUUAAUACAUUUACAUUUACAUCACAAUUUAAUUGAAAAAAUUGAAGGAUUGGAUGAAUUGGUUAAUUUACAACAAUUAUAUUUAAAUAAUAAUAGAAUUAAAAUUGUUGAAAAUUUAACAAAAUUACAAAAACUACAAGAAUUACAUUUACAACAACAAGAUAUUGAAAAUUCAAUGAUUUUAGAUUCAGAUUCAAUGAAAUCACUUUCAAAUUCAUUAACUUUAUUGGAUUUAAGUAAUAACAAGAUUGAAGAUUCACUUUCUAUUGGAUUUUUAGAAAAUUUAAUUGAAUUGGAUUUGAGUAAAAACAGAAUUGAUAAAAUGGAUCAAAUUUUAUUCAUUUUAGAAAGUAAUAGACAAUUACACUCUUUAAAUUUAAUUGGAAAUUCUGUAUGCGAUUCUUAUAAAAUGAGAGAUCAAAUCAUUGUUUCAAGUAGUUCAGAUUUAACUUUAUUAAAUCAAGUGGAAAUUACAGAUAUUCAGAGAGAAUUUUUAUUAUCAUUUGAACAUCAAAAAUUAAAAAGAACAUCAAGUGAUAAUAAUGGAAUGAAUUUGGCUUUACAUAAUAAUAGACAGACAAAUAGUAAUGAAAAUGAUCCAAACUUUUUAAAAGAUUUAUUAACAAUAAAUUAA
This is a messenger RNA of Naegleria gruberi, 2214 nucleotides long. RefSeq lists its product as uncharacterized. Bases 1 to 2214 code for a protein of 737 amino acids. NCBI's taxonomy places the organism in Eukaryota, Heterolobosea, Eutetramitea, Acrasida, Naegleriidae. The record is from RefSeq and is a predicted model, not a curated record. Gene Ontology annotation, molecular function: protein binding. The transcript has a single exon.